Molecule: messenger RNA, 1188 nt
Organism: Lathyrus oleraceus (garden pea)
Lineage: Eukaryota; Viridiplantae; Streptophyta; Magnoliopsida; Fabales; Fabaceae
Exons: 1
Coding region: 1-1188 (395 amino acids)
Source: RefSeq, a predicted model, not a curated record
AUGUCACAACAUCAAGAUACAUCUGCUUCUAAAAAUACUAAGUCUACUCCAAAAUUUAGUGUUCCUCCCAUGGGCGUCCCUGAUGAUGAGAUUCUGGAUGUUGCUCAUCUCUCUAUUAUUCUCGCUGCGGACAUUGAUUUGAACCAACCUAUCUCCAUUGAUGCCUCCGCUUCUGCAUGUUCCAAUCAAGGUAAUCCUUCUAGUAUUCCGUCUGGUUCAACUCCUUUCACUAAGUAUAAGGAAGGAACACAUUAUACUGAUCGUGUUAUAAGAGACAUAGUUACUAGAAUUCUUAAUGAAGGCCACUCUGUGAAUGGGGUUUCUACUCCCCUUCCUCAAAUGUAUCCCCCUCCUGAGGUCGAACAACCUAGUGGUAAGGGUGAUGAUUCCUCCAGUUCUAAAAAGGUCUUGGCUGCUGAAGGGUUGCGCUCUCUAGGGAAAACCGUGUCUGAAAAAGGGAAAUUUGUGGCCUCUAACACAGCUAAUGCUUCCCACUUUGAGAAGCAUGAUAAUGAAAAUGUUGUGAUUGAUCUAGAGUAUGGUAGCUCUGAUGAUCAAGAGGAAAGCUUGAUUCAUCACAUAAAUCCAAGUGUGGCUAAACGCAUGAAGACUCGCAAAGGAAAAUCUGUGGCUGAACUUAUGUUAGCUAGAGAAGCUAAGAAGACUGUUUUCAUUGGUCCCUCCAAACCAUGGAGCAAGGUUGAAAUAAAGAAGAGGAAGGUCAGAGAUGAUUCUGAGCCUGAAGAGGAUGUUGAGGAAGAUGUCCCUGACAUCUCGCCUGCAAAGAAAACUACUGUUAGGAAGUCUCCUGUUAAAGUACCUGUUGUUCAUUUGGAUAACAUCUCCUUCCAUCUUGAGGAUGGAGCUGCUAAGUGGAAAUUUGUGAUUCAGAGAAUGGUAGCUGUGGAAAGGGAAUUGGGAAAAGAUGUUGCUGAUGUCAAGGAGGUCAUGGACCUGAUACAAGCUAUUGGGCUUUUGAAGACUGUUGCUGGGUUCUCUCAAUGCUACGAAGGUUUAGUCAAGGAAUUUAUUGUUAAUAUUCCUGAGGGUAUUUCUGAUAAGAACAACAAGGAGUUCUGCAAGGUGUAUGUGAGGGGUAAGUGUAUAACAUUCUCUCCUACUGUUAUUAAUAAUUUUCUAGGCAUAAAUAAUGAGGGUGCAGGAGAAUUAGAGGUUACAGACAAUUAG